AUGUACAACCUCCUCUCUCUCGUUCUGGCCUGCUCCUCGUUGGCGAUAGCGAAACCUAUCGCUGAUGUAUCGGCGUUUCAAGGUAUCACCGAACGCGAUGUAGAACUCCUGCCGCGAUACGGUCCUCACACAAGGGGUGUGAUGGUUAGGCGUGAUGCUAAUAAGACCUUUGACUUGGGCUUUGAAGCCAAUGACGUGACGUUGUUCUCUGGUUCAUGGCCAGGGCCCACAGGCACGAGUCUCUCCCUCGAUCUUUCCUGUGUCGAGUGCAAGACCUUUGGCGAGCUUAACGCGUUCAUGGAGUUCCCGGACAACCUCGAAGAGCUGCUGAAGGACCUGAAGGACUUCAACCCGUUCAACGAUGCCAGCCUUACAGUCGGUUUCCAGGGAGUCGGUGCUCUCGUGGACCUCAGCGUCACGACCACAGGAACUGGUCAUUUCACUAUACCGUUGUACAAGACCGAGUCUCCUCUUGGCAUCACCGGCCCGGGAUUCCAAGCUGGCAUCUCCUUCGGCGUAGACCUCAUCAUCGGCAUCACAGCCGAGAUCGAGACGGAAGGUGGCUUCGAGGUCACCAUCCCCGACGGAUCGUCAUUUACCAUCAACCUAGACGAGAAGGUUGGAAACGUCGGCAAGUUCACCGGCGCCUCCGCAACCCUCCUCCCCCUCUCCGUCGACGCGCCCGCCACCGUAACCGUAGCCCUGCGCGUAGCAGUCCAAGGCGGGAUCGAGCUGCCCUCCGUACCUCUGCUCGAAGCUAAGGCCAUCGCAGGCGCGUACAUCAACAUCCCCGAGGUGAUCCUCGGUGAGCAAUUCAGCCUGCCUCCCGCGAACGGCAGCGACUGCAUCCUGCCGGUGAGCGCGGAGAUCAACAUCAACGCGGGCGCCUUCGUCGACAUCGGCGUCGAGAUCGCCGACGUGACGCUCGGCGACUACGACCCGACCGUCAGCACGACGUUCUUCGACGCCGCGACGAGCACGUGCUUUAUCACCGCGGGCCAGACCACGUCCACGCCGCUUAUCACCGGAACGGGACCUGGUGCAGUUGCAUCCGCGACAUCGACGCUAGCAUGCCCCUCGCCGCUCGUAACUUCCACCGCGACCACGACGAGCACGUACACGGUGACGUCCUGCGCCGCCGCCGUGGUCAACUGUCCGAACAGCCUGACGCAAGUCAUCGUCGUCACGGACACCCUCACCCAGACCAGUUCCUCGUGCCCCGUAUCCACUGCUGCUUCCUCCGCCGCUGCUUCCCUCGCCGACGCGCCAUUCGUUAACGCGACGGCGACGGCGACGGCGCAGUACCUAACUCUUACGAGUCUGAGCGCGCCCGUGACGAACUCGUUGAGCGUCGCGGCGUCGGUCGUGACGCCGCAGAGCUCGCUUAUCACCGGGUCCGCGUACGUUACUGCGUCGGCGUCGGCGUCGGUGGCGGAGGACGAGGAGGGGGGUGCCAAGGAGGUCGCGACGCCGACGAGUUUGGUUUCCGUGUCGGCUCGCACGCCGUGCUCCAAGGUUACGCCGGCGCCGUCGUCGUCUUCGGCGGCUUAG
Messenger RNA from Annulohypoxylon truncatum, 1551 nucleotides. RefSeq lists its product as uncharacterized. The record is from RefSeq and is a predicted model, not a curated record. The coding region runs from base 1 to 1551 and encodes 516 amino acids. NCBI's taxonomy places the organism in Eukaryota, Fungi, Ascomycota, Sordariomycetes, Xylariales, Hypoxylaceae. The transcript has 4 exons.